Messenger RNA from Zalophus californianus (California sea lion), 3852 nucleotides. RefSeq names its product secretory carrier membrane protein 1 (gene SCAMP1). Bases 207 to 1223 code for a protein of 338 amino acids. NCBI's taxonomy places the organism in Eukaryota, Metazoa, Chordata, Mammalia, Carnivora, Otariidae. The transcript has 9 exons. Gene Ontology annotation, cellular component: trans-Golgi network membrane; recycling endosome membrane. The record is from RefSeq and is a predicted model, not a curated record. Gene Ontology annotation, biological process: protein transport.
GGGAGCGGCGCCGGCGGCCGGGAGCCCGUGGCACCGGGCAUGCUCAGUGGCGCGGCCGGCUGGGUGGCCCCGAGAGCUGCACCCGGAUCUGCUCGGCGGCGGCGGCGGCGGCGGCGACGGCGACGUGAGCGCGCAGGGGGGCGGCGGCCUCGCCUCGUCUCCCUCUCUGCGCCUGGGUCCGGUGGGUGACGCCAAGCGCCGGAGAGAUGUCGGAUUUCGACAGUAACCCCUUUGCGGACCCGGAUCUCAACAACCCUUUCAAGGACCCAUCAGUUACACAAGUGACAAGAAAUGUUCCACCAGGACUUGAUGAAUAUAAUCCAUUCUCGGAUUCUAGAACACCUCCACCAGGCACUGUGAAAAUGCCUAAUGUACCCAGUACACAACCAGCAAUAAUGAAACCAACAGAGGAACAUCCAACUUAUACACAGAUUGCAAAGGAACAUGCUUUGGCCCAAGCUGAGCUUCUUAAGCGCCAAGAAGAACUAGAAAGAAAAGCAGCAGAAUUAGAUCGUCGAGAACGAGAAAUGCAAAAUCUCAGUCAACAUGGCAGAAAAAAUAAUUGGCCACCUCUCCCUGGCAAUUUUCCCGUGGGACCUUGUUUUUAUCAGGAUUUUUCUGUAGACAUUCCUGUAGAAUUCCAGAAGACAGUAAAGAUUAUGUACUACUUGUGGAUGUUCCACGCUGUAACACUCUUUCUAAAUAUCUUCGGAUGCUUGGCUUGGUUUUGUGUUGAUCCUACAAGAGGGGUUGAUUUUGGAUUGAGUAUCCUGUGGUUCUUGCUUUUUACUCCUUGUUCAUUUGUCUGUUGGUACAGACCACUUUACGGAGCUUUCAGGAGUGACAGUUCAUUCAGAUUCUUUGUAUUCUUCUUCGUCUAUAUUUGUCAGUUUGCUGUUCAUGUACUCCAAGCUGCAGGAUUUCAUAAUUGGGGCAACUGUGGUUGGAUUUCAUCCCUUACUGGCCUCAACCAAAGUAUUCCUGUUGGAAUUAUGAUGAUAAUCAUAGCAGCACUUUUCACAGCAUCAGCGGUCAUCUCGCUAGUUAUGUUUAAAAAGGUACAUGGACUAUACCGCACAACAGGUGCUAGUUUUGAGAAAGCCCAGCAAGAAUUUGCAACAGGAGUGAUGUCCAACAAAACUGUCCAGACUGCAGCUGCAAAUGCAGCUUCAAGUGCAGCAACUAGUGCGGCUCAGAAUGCUUUCAAGGGUAACCAGAUUUAGAGAACCCUCCAACAAUACACUGGUACCUUCUGACUGUACUUUUUCUCCAGUUACUGUAUUCUAUAAAUAUUUUUAUGUUCAAAACAGUACACACGGCAUGUAUAUUUCCUGUUCACUUGUGCAUGGGCUAAAACCAGAAAAACUUCCUUGUCUUAUUAUUUACCUAGCAAUUUAACAUUUUGGUGCCCCCUGCAGAAAAAAAUAUCACAAAUAUUCUCCAUAUUUUUUGGGGGAUGAAUGUUCAGCAAAUUAUUUCAGUGGUGACACACUGAAAUUAAUAUGGUACUUAUGAUUAAAAAUGCAUUUAGUACUAGCUGCAGUCUUUCAAGAAUCUUAGACUUAAGGAUUACAUACUAGAGCAUUAAAGCGAUACUUCAUUCUGUUUUCCCUAUUUAUAUUGAAAGAAAUAGGCCAUCAGGGACUUAGGGAUUUUAAAAUUGGCUUGCUUUUUAGCAGUUUUAGUCACCAGUGAAGAGCCUGUGUGCAUUUUGUAGUAGAUCAUGUAAAUUUUAUCCUUUUAUUUUUGUUCCUUUUUUUCUUUUUUAGAGUAGUUGAUAUUUUGAUAUCAAUCUCUGAUCUUGCAUGGGCACCACAUUUCUUAAAAGAAUUCGUAUUUUGGCUUCUGCACUGCUUAUGGUUGUAGGAUUAGGGAGUUGCUGGUAGAAUCAAAGAUGUGGUUUUCUGCAGUAGUUUCUUUUAAAUAAAAAUUUAUUGGGAUGCAAUUUGAGAACAUAAUAUGCAGUGCAUUAUCCAAAAAAAAGGGUAGAUAAUCAAUGAAAUAGAAUGUAGUAAUGAUAAUACUUUUUUUUUUAAUUUUCAGUAUUCGUAUCAUAGGAGAAUAUUACUGUAUGGAAACUUUGGUAUAUUCUUGUGGCUACUCAUUUUAACUGAAUUGAGAUUGUGUUUGGCAGCUCUUUUUUGGGGAGUGUGUGUGUGAUUUUUAACAGAGGUAUUAAAGUUAGACAAACUCCUUGUCCAAAAAGAACAUACAGUAUUUCAGGGAUUUUUCUUUUAGCCUCUCAUCUGUAGUGGGAUUAAAAAGAAAAAGACGCUGUUGUUUCACAUAUACUUGAAUCCCUAAUUCACCUCAGUCUUUCAAUUUUUGAGACAGACUGAAUACAUUAAAAUUUUUCAGCAAUAGAAAAAACAUUUAACCUGCACCAAACAAGAAAAUACAAAUACAGUUAAAUGCAUUAAUUAUGACUAUAACCACAUUAAAAUUGUUACUAUGCAGCAUAGGAUUUAAUUCUUACAGUAUACUUGGUUUGAAACUUUGAAUCAUUUUUAAUACUGAUUAAAUGACUCAAAGACAUUCAUAAAGUCAUGAUAUACUGUGUUUUGGAAGUCAUCAGCUAACUUAAGAUUGCAGAAUAAUCAGUGAUUUUUUUAACUUGACUUUUAAGUAAGGAUAGUCUAUUGGAUUAUAUUAUUUGAGACUGCAGAUCCUUUUUAAAAACAACCAAAUGGGCAUAAAUUCAUUCUUUUCCCCAAACCUGGAGAUAAAUGAAUUUAGCGUUGGGGGUGGGAUGAUGAGUUCUCACUAUUUAUGAGGGAAGUGUUGUGUGACACUAGGUAACAUGGAGCCAUCUAGAUGGUGUUUACAUUUGAUUUAUUUGGGAUUAAUUGAAGUAAUAUACUUGGAAGAUAUUUCCUUUAUUCUGCUUAAAAUAGGAUUCAGAAUAUGAAUUUAAAGCUGUUUUUAUGAGUAUUUCUGAUCAGUGAUAAUCUCCCUACUUUCUCAAAUAAGCCAGUUCAAGUUUGUCAGAUUCUAUAAUCUUACUGGAAAUCUGUUUUAUCACAGUGUGCUUUACUGGGUGUGUAUUUUACAAACAUUCACAACAUUAACCACAAAAUAUAAUAGGAGUACUUAUGUUCAUCAUUAAUUUAUAUCUCAAGUCCAUUUCUUUUUUUCUUUCAACUACAAAUGAAUAUAGAGACUUGAAAAAUACUAAGAUACUUUCCUUCAAGAAUAGGAAGGCUUCUGUCUGUCUUGUAGAAAUCCCCAAAGGUAGCAUUGUUAAAUAGCAAAUAAUUAAAACCAACAGUACCUUUUUGUGUGUGGAUGGGGAAAAUGUUUUAAAAUCCACUUCUUUGGGUUCAUACAAGCUUACGAGAGAAAAUUGUUUUUUAAAAUAUAUAAAUGUGCAUUAAAAUGAUGGCAAUAACAGUUUGGUAAGGUAUGGGGAUUUUAAAUUCUUACAUUCCCUGUUCUCCUAACAAUAAUGAGUAAAUGGUCACAUUUUCCAGCAAGAGAUUGGCAUUUUUUAAUGUUUUGUACUUAAUACUAACAUGACCCAGUAUCACAGUCAUGAAAUGGUCUUCAUUGUUGUAAGCAUUCGUGUCCUUUUUCAGUUUGCAAUAUUAAAUUGUGGCUAUUUUAUUUAAAACUAAAAUUUGAACACUGGAAAAUCAUUGCUCAGUGAUUUGUAAUUUGGGACUUGGAUUAUUUAGGGAUGUUUGUAUAUUUUGUCAAUGAGUAAUAUUGCGCUGCCAUCAUAAGGAGCGUCAUGGUUCUAUAUAAAUGCCCUCCAUCUGUCUCUCUAAUGUUGCAUGUUUUCAGUGGUUUGGAAGUUUUGUAUAUUUAUUGUAUUAACACAGAGUGUCAUGAAAUAAAAUGCUGUUUACUGGA